Oreochromis aureus is the source of this 3912-nucleotide messenger RNA. RefSeq lists its product as uncharacterized. The transcript has a single exon. Bases 212 to 2755 code for a protein of 847 amino acids. The record is from RefSeq and is a predicted model, not a curated record. Gene Ontology annotation, molecular function: nucleic acid binding. NCBI's taxonomy places the organism in Eukaryota, Metazoa, Chordata, Actinopteri, Cichliformes, Cichlidae. Gene Ontology annotation, biological process: DNA integration.
AUAUGCGCUAAGAAGAACGGCAGAAGAUCACAAGGAAGAAGCAUCUCCAGAAGCUGUUCAGACAGUCCUGUGCAACUUCUACGUAGAUGACUGUCUGAAAAGUGUAGCUACAGAAAAGGCUGCAGUGAAAUUAGUCAGUGAUCUUCGUGCUCUGUGUACCAGUGGAGGGUUUACAUUAACAAAAUGGACAAGUAACAGUAGAAAAGUGUUGAUGUCAAUUCCUGAAGAACACAGAGCUAACGAGGUGAAAGAUCUGGAUCUUAGGCAUGACAGUUUGCCAGUUGAGAGAACUCUAGGUGUACAGUGGAACACAGAAACAGAUACCUUCACUUAUACUAUAAGGUUGCAAGACAAGCCAAUGACCAGAAGAGGCAUUUUGUCAGUCAUUAAUUCAAUUUAUGACCCUCUUGGCUUUCUAGCACCAGUCAUCUUGCCUGCAAAACUUUUGUUGAAAGAUCUCUGUAAAGAGCAGCAUGGUUGGGACAAGGAGAUCAACGAAAAGCAUGCAACAGUUUGGAAAAAAUGGAAAGAAGACGUUGUACUCCUCUCCAACUUCCAUGUGAGUAGAUGCCUAAAGCCUACAGGUUUCGGAUGCACCGUUGUUGCACAGUUGCACCAUUUUUCCGAUGCUUCAGAUUACGCAUAUGGAACUGUCUCUUACCUGUUGAUGGAAAAUAGACAUGGCAGGAGACAUUGCGCCUUUCUCAUUGGGAAAUCAAGAGUUUCUCCGCUCAAGCAAGUCACAAUUCCUAGGCUUGAGCUGACUGCAGCAGUGAUUUCAGUGAGGAUGGACAGAUUACUGCGACAAGAACUUCAAGUUCCUCUGCAACAAUCAGUCUUCUGGACGGACAGCACAACUGUGCUUAGAUACAUUGAUAGCGAAACAUCUCGCUUCAAAACUUUCGUUGCAAAUAGAGUUUCACUGAUUCGAGAAGCAACCAAGCCAUCGCAAUGGAAGUAUGUGACAUCGGCAGAAAAUCCUGCAGAUCAAGCAAGCAGAGGCUUAAAGCCAAAAGAUCUGCUGGAAAGAGGUUCAUGGAUUCACGGGCCGAACUAUCUUCUAGAUGAAAAUGAAUGGCCAGAACAGCCAGUGAGAAAGAGGGAAAACCUUCAAGAUGAUCCAGAAGUCAAGACUUCAGCAACGGUUAAUAUGCUGAAAGUUGAGGAAUGCAUGGAACCGAUGAAACAUGUCAUUGACUACUAUUCAGACUGGACUAAACUGAAAAGAGCAGUGGCCUGGAUAAUAAAGCUAAGGAAGGUGCUGUGGAUCUUAAAGGAAGAAAGAAAACAUUACUCGAACAUAGUCCAGAAAAAUGAAAAUGAUCCUGAAAAGCAAAAGUUAAAGUUGCAAGUGCACAUGGAGACAUUUAAAUCUGCAAUGGGAAAGAAAGCACUUGCUUUGGAGGAUCUUGAGGCUGCCGAGUCAGAAAUUGUUCGCUUCAGCCAGAAACAACAUUAUGGAGAGGAGAUCAAAAUCCUACAGAAGGGAGGACAGCUCAGUUGUAGCAGCCAGCUGUUCAAAUUAGACCCAGUUCUGCGAGAUGGGGUGCUGAGAGUGGGCGGCAGACUCAAUAAAUCAGGCUUGCCAGAAAAUGCUAAACAGCCAGCAAUUCUUUCUAAACACAGCAAAGUCUCUGAAAUCAUCUUGAGAGAUAUCCAUCAACGAAUUGGUCACUGUGGUCGCAAUUAUGUGCUGGCCCGGUUGCGAUGCAGAUAUUGGAUUCCACAAGCCAAUUCGGCAAUUAGAAAGAUAAUCAACAAAUGUCAAAUUUGCCGUAGGAUUUCUGGAAGGGUUGGUGAACAGAGGAUGGCAGACUUACCUGAAGACCGUCUUCUACCAGACAAACCUCCGUUCACGAACACUGGUGUUGACUACUUUGGCCCAUUUGAUGUCAAGCGGGGCCGGGGUACUGUCAAAAGAUAUGGUGUCAUGUUUACCUGCCUCACUCUCAGAGCUGUACAUAUUGAAGUUGCAGACAGUCUUGACACAGACUCCUGUAUCAAUGCGAUUCGACGUUUCAUCUGCAGAAGAGGUCAAGUUACCAUCAUGAGGUCAGAUAAUGGCACAAACUUUGUGGCAGCGGAAAGGGAGUUGAGGGAAGCCAUGCAAAGAUUGGAUAAUGACAGAAUAGAAAGAGUCCUACAACCAAAAGGUAUAAAGUGGAUUUUUAACAGCCCGGCUGCUUCACAUCAAGGUGGAGUUUGGGAGAGACAAAUUCGAACAGUGCGUCGAAUUCUCAGCGCUCUCUUGAAGGAACAAGUGCCAAAUGAAGAUUGUCUUCAUACGAUAAUGUGUGAGAUUGAAAGCAUCAUUAAUGGCAGACCUCUCACAAGCGUCUCGGAUGACAUGAAUGACGUUGAAGCUUUAACUCCGAGCCAUCUGUUGUUGCUUAAGUCACAGCCCCUCAUGCCUCCAGGUGUCUUCAACAAAAAUGAUGCAUACACCAGAAGAAGAUGGAGACAGGUUCAAUAUCUGGCAGAUUUGUUUUGGACCAGAUGGACUCGUGAAUAUCUUCCACUUCUGCAAGAGCGCCAGAAGUGGCUGAAACCGAGAAGAAACUUCAUGGUCGGAGAUCUUGUGCUGCUGGUGGACAGUUCUUCUCCACGCAACUCUUGGCUCAUGGGGAGAGUGGUUGAGACGUUGCCAGAUUCAAGUGGAACAGUCCGAAGAUUGAAAGUAAAAACUAAAAGCAACAUCCUGGAAAGACCCGUUAAUAAGUUGUGUCUUCUGGAGGGGGCUUCAUCAGAACGAUGAAGAGAAAGAAUGUUUGCUCAUGGACAUUACAAUUAGGUUGGCUCUUAAUGAUUAAUGUGUAAGUUAGUAAUUGUUUAGUUCUCCCGCCUAACCAAUUAGGGGCCGGAUGAUGUAAGAGCCAGUUAAAGGUUAAUUUUAUUGGUAGUGGUAAAACGAUUAAAGGAGAAAUAUACAUGUUUGUUGCUAAGAAUAUAUUUUCUAGUUAAUUUCAAAUACUGUUUGUUAAAGGUAUAAAAAUAUAGAAGUGCGACAUUCUAAUGCGCUUUUUAGUAUUUUGGGCUUCCGGCACACCGUAAUUACGUAGUUGGGGAGUCGGAUAAGCUGGAAGCAACACAGUUUUUUGACCGAGCCUUGCCAUGUAAAUUCAAAGUUUCAAUAAACAUCUUUUUUGCAAGAAAAGAAAAUGGACUUGCUCGCGUUCAAAUGCAUGUUGCCGGACUGACUCCUAAAGGUGGGACAGAAGAGUGAAAUAGAGACGGAGUGCCGCCACUACAAUCUACAUUUUAGUUACAUUCCAUUUAUUAUUGUUUAUGUAUAAAUGAUGUCUUGGUCAUGCUUUUAUUCUGAAAGGCCUGUUCUCUUGAGCUUCUUUAUAAAAGAAAAUAACAAAAACUCUCCAUUUGAACUUUCUGCCCUCAGUGGUUGUGUGAGGUUUCCUUCAUGAGGAGAACAAACAGAAUAUAAACCAGUGUGUUUACAGUGAAUGUGUCAGGUCUGAGCUGCUGUGUGGACCAGUUAGAGAGCAGCAGCUGGAUUCCAGUGGUUGGACUGGUGGACGACUUCAGUGAGGAGUCGAUGACAUUUGGCUCUGGUAGAAACUCUGCACACACAAACACACAGGAGGAGAAUAUAAGCACAAAGCAGAGCCUCUCUGUUCUCUUUAUAUACAGCAAAGCAUGAGGACAUGUCAGUGAACGCAUCACAGUUACAAUAAUGUAACUUAUUGAACUUUGACACAUUUUGUGCUGGUGUGUCAGAUCACACAGCAUCUGCAGAGACACACAAUCUUGUUUUGAUACAUUUUAACUGCAGGAUGAAAAAUAAACUGAUUAAAUAACAUUAAAUUGCUCCAUCUUAACAGUUUAUUGGCACCAGAAUAUUAACUGGAACUGGUGCUUGUGUCCCAGUCAGUGUGUACAUCCUGAGAUGCUGCAGGC